This is a messenger RNA of Diorhabda carinulata, 10786 nucleotides long. RefSeq names its product receptor-type guanylate cyclase Gyc76C-like. The record is from RefSeq and is a predicted model, not a curated record. The transcript has 24 exons. Bases 663 to 5099 code for a protein of 1478 amino acids. Gene Ontology annotation, molecular function: peptide receptor activity; ATP binding; protein kinase activity. NCBI's taxonomy places the organism in Eukaryota, Metazoa, Arthropoda, Insecta, Coleoptera, Chrysomelidae. Gene Ontology annotation, biological process: receptor guanylyl cyclase signaling pathway; protein phosphorylation; intracellular signal transduction.
AUACCAACAUUCAGUUUCCUUUCUGCGUGUGGUUGUGUCUUACCGAAUUUUCAAAGGAGAUAAAAAUCGAAGUAUUUUUCUUGACUGAAAACUUUUACAAGUCUUUUAAAAGGCAUUGUGUAAUUCCGGUGAACCAAUUCAAACAUUUAAAAAGUUAUGCAACAGUUUUAACGGUACUGCAAAUCGUAUUCAAAGUAUUGUUAUAUUUAAAUAACGUUGUUUACCAUUAUGAUUUGAUAUAAAUAUAUAAGUGUUGUGGUGGUCCAAGAAAUUAUCGGAAUAUUUGCGAUCCGUUUUAAAAAUUAUAGUUUCGAAAAGUAUAUUUGUCUGAGAAGAACGAUUCCUUUUCGCUUAAUUAUUUUUACAAAGCUACUUCGUUGUUAUAGUGUUGUAAAUAAAGUUUUUUAUCACUUUACAAAUAAAACUGAGUUAAAAAUAACUUCGUCGUGAUCACGUGAAUAUAAAGGAUACUUAUCGUCAUUCGUUGUAGUGAAUUGCCGACCCAUAUUCAACACUUUGGAUUUUUUUAAACGCAUGGUUCUGUGGAAGGCUACAUUCGUCGAGUGAUAUUAUUGAGAAGGAUACUUUUCCCAGCCAAACAUAGUAUGCUUUUCUUAUGAAGGUUAUCCUAGAGUUCCGGUGAGGGGGGGAGAAGCCUGGCCAUGCGCCUGGGCCUGGCUUCUCUGCUGGUCGUGCUGCUAGGUUACCUCGUUCACACACCUCUCGUAUCCACAAUCGCAUCUCGCAUGACACAGAAUGACGAUGACGCCGACUCCUCCUUGAUUGCGUCACGCCUACGUAAUGGUACUACAUCGAUCAAGCUCCGUCCUUUGGCUAGAGAUAACUAUUCCCAUCUCUUUGGAAACUAUCUUGAGGUGGACGACAAUGAUACUGAUGCGAUCAAAGUGGAGGAAAUACCGCUGCGUGGAUUCAAAGAGGUGCUUGCUGUUGGAAAUCUAGAGAAGACUGAUGAAAAUGUUGUUAACACAAAAACUGGUAAAAAGACGAGGUUAUUUGUUGGGUACUUGACGGCUGUUAAAGGGUUUUUAUAUGAGAGGCAAGGUUUGGCCAUAUCUGGGGCUGUCAAACUGGCGUUAGAUCAGAUAAACAAUGAUAACGAACUUUUGCCGAAUGUUUUCCUCGAUCUAAAAUGGAAUGACACGAAAGGCGAUACCGUACUGGCAGUAAAAGCAAUGACUGAUAUGAUAUGUGAAGGAGUUUCCGUAUUCAUUGGCCCUGAAGGAACUUGUCACGUCGAAGCUAUUAUUUCACAGGCUAGGAAUAUCCCCAUGAUAAGUUAUAAAUGUUCAGAUUAUAAGGCUUCAGAAGUACCGACAUUUGCAAGGACUGAACCUACUGACACACAGGUUACCAAAUCUGUAAUAUCCCUUUUAUCUUAUUACAAAUGGGAGAAAUUUUCUAUCAUUUACGAUCAAAGUUAUGCCACUGUUGCUACUUCUCUUGAACAACAAGCUGUUCAAAGAAACUUUACGGUUAAUUUCAUGAAAGAAAAUAAUUCAGGAAAAUUCGAUUCUGUCAAUUGGUAUGAUAUCAUUCAAGAAACGAAAAGUAGAACAAGAAUCUACGUAUUCGUCGGAAAACUCUUUGAUUUGGUAGAAUUGAUGGACGCAAUGCAAGCAGCAAAAAUGUUUGAAAAAGGAGAAUAUUUUUUAAUCUAUGUGGAUAUGAAUGCUUACUCUGAUCAGUAUGCAUUCCAGUAUCUUUGGAAGCCUGCAGUUCUGAAUAAAUACACAAAUUGCAAAGAACUACCAGAAGCUAUGGGAAGUUUGGUAAAAAGAGCCAAAUCUCUAUUCGUAGUGACAGCAACAGCACCAACUGAAACAUUCAAAGAAUUCAAUGAGCAAGUGAAGUCUUAUAACCAGAUGGAACCGUUUAAUUUUCCUGUUUCUAAUCUUUUGCCUUUCGAAAAGUUUGUAUCGAUUUAUGCUGCUUAUCUGUACGAUUCAGUAAAAUUGUACGCUUCUGCUCUUCAUUACUUACUCAGUCAAGAACCUUUCUUAAAUGAAACUAUUAUAGUUGAUGUUGCUAGUAAUGGAACAAAAAUAAUUGAAACGAUUUUGAAAAUUAAUGGAACUUAUAAAAGUAUAAACGGUGCAUUGAUGAAAUUUGACAAAAAUGGUGAUUCUGAAGGUAACUAUUCUGUGAUAGCUUAUUCUGAACCAGAAAAUAAGAAUCUGGGUAAAUACAAUUUUACAUGUGAUUAUCAAAUGAGGCCAGUUGGACAGUUUUACCAAUCAAGUGAUGUCAACAAUUCACUACCUAGAUAUGAACUUAAUGUCAAUACCCAAAUCUAUUGGCCGGAUGGUUACAACCGACCUAAGGACCAGCCUAGUUGCGGUUUUGACAAUGAACUUUGUCCAAAGCCAAACACCCAACUUAAUAGCAUCAUUGCUGCUGCAGUAUUGGCCAUCUUGCUCUUCUGUUUCGGUGUAAUUACAAUGAGCAUCUAUAGGAAAUGGAAGAUAGAGCAAGAAAUAGAGGGAUUGCUGUGGAAGAUCAGUAGAGAAGAGAUACAAGAUUAUUUCGAUAAAGACAUUGUUUCUAGUCCUAGCAGGCUAAGUUUAGCCUCUGCUAGUACGUACGAAUCUAGAGGAGGCCUACAAGUGUUCGCCACGACUGCCCAAUACAGGGGCGUGGUAGUUAGAAUAAAAGAAUUGACAUUUCCGCGUAAAAAGGACAUUUCUCGUGAAAUAAUGAAAGAAAUGCGGCUAUUGAGAGAACUCAGACAUGAUAAUGUGAAUUCUUUCAUAGGAGCUUGUGUACAACCAACCUCAAUAUUACUAGUCACUGAUUAUUGUGCCAAAGGAAGUUUAUAUGAUAUUGUAGAAAACGAAGAUAUUAAGUUGGAUAAAAUGUUCGUAGCCUCGUUAGUUCAUGAUCUCAUCAAGGGUAUGCUGUAUAUACAUAAUUCAUUGUUAGUCUGCCAUGGUAAUUUAAAGUCUUCUAAUUGUGUAGUAACUAGUAGAUGGGUGCUACAAGUGACCGAUUUUGGGUUAGCCGAAAUGAGGCAGUGUGCCGAAAAUGAUAGUAUAGGAGAACACCAGUAUUAUAGAAAUUUGUUUUGGAAAGCUCCAGAAAUUCUACGUCAUCCGGCAAAAUAUAUUAACGGAACACAAAAAGCUGACGUUUAUAGUUUUGCCAUAAUUUUAUAUGAAAUUCUUGGCCGAAGAGGUCCCUUUGGUGUCACUCCUUAUGAACCUAAAGAAAUAAUAGAAUUGGUAAAAAAAUACAGAAACGACGAACCCUUUAGACCUGCUAUAGCGGCACUCGAUGAGUCCGAAGUAGGUUGUGAUGAUUAUGUUUUGCAAUGUAUGAAAGACUGUUGGGCCGAAGAACCAGAAAUGAGACCAGAUUUUGUUACGAUUCGGUCAAGAUUAAAAGGGAUGAAAGAUGGAAAGAGUAAAAACAUCAUGGAUCAAAUGAUGGACAUGAUGGUUACAUAUGCAAACAAUUUGGAAGAAUUGGUGACUGAAAGAACUAGACUUUUAUAUGAAGAAAAAUUGAAAACAGAAGAUUUGUUACAUAGAAUGUUACCCAAGCCUGUAGCCCAAAAACUCACCAAAGGGCUUGGAGUGGAACCGGAAUCUUUCGAUUUAGUAACUAUAUACUUUAGUGAUAUAGUAGGUUUUACUGCUAUGUCUGCUGAAAGUACGCCGCUACAAGUUGUCAAUUUUCUCAACGAUCUCUACACAGUAUUUGACAGUAUCAUUAAAGGCUACGAUGUCUACAAAGUGGAAACUAUCGGAGAUGCAUACAUGGUGGUUUCUGGUUUACCUAUCAGAAAUAUAAACAGGCAUGCAGGGGAAGUGGCAUCAAUGGCACUGGACUUACUUUCAGCUGUCAAAAAUCAUUGUAUAUCACACAAACCAAAUGAACCAUUAAAAUUAAGAAUAGGUAUACAUACAGGACCAGUAGUAGCAGGUGUGGUAGGUUUAACUAUGCCACGUUAUUGCUUAUUCGGAGACACAGUUAAUACAGCUUCUCGCAUGGAGAGUAAUGGCGAACCUUUGAAAAUUCACAUUAGCGCUCAAUGUAAAGAAGUUUUAGAUAAACUAGGAGGUUACAUUAUUGAAGAACGAGGUAUUGUGAAUUUGAAAGGAAAAGGAGAUGUUAAGACAUAUUGGUUGACGGGAGCAACGGAUCAAGCAAUACAAAGAAGGGAAGUUGAUUUGGCAGAAUUACCGCCAUUAUUUUGUCGACCUAGAAAAAGCCCCAAAUUGAAUUCUGAAUCUAGACAGCCUUCAGUGUGCGGAGGGUUUGGAGGACUGCAUAGUCGAAGACACUCUAGUGUACCAAGAGGUACUAGCAUUGAAGUGGAAAGCACGUCAACAAUCCAAAAUUCACCGUUACCUAUUCCACACCUUCGCUUAAAUCGGCAAAAUUUAACUGUUUUAGACCCAGGAGGGUCUAAGUUGACCAUCAAUACUGCUUUUGGUAGUCAACUGAUAGAAGUACCAGAGGAGAAUAAAAAGCAGAGACGAGUUUUGUCGAGCAUUGCUUCGAGCUGUGACGAACAUCAGCGUAGUCAAGGUAUGCUCAAUAGGAUAAGGGAAUCAAAAUCCUUAGAUCCCCUACCAUUCACCAAAUCCAACAAACCUUCGGAGCUUUUUGACAAAUUUCUCAAAGGUGACCGAAGAUCUAGACGAUCCCUGGAAAAUUGCGAUAAAAUCGGCGAGAUACAAAUAAUUGCUUUACCAGAAGACAAACUUUUAAACAACAAUUUUCCUAACGGAAAUUUGCUGAAUUUUCCUAGAGACAAUGUUUACGGAGAAGAUGUUCAAGCUCCGUUAUUGAAUAUCGCCAAUCAUCCAGUCAGUAUAAGAAAAAGAGGUGGAAGUGCCGUUGAUGAUUUACCAGAGAGCGAUUUCUCCAAAAAAUGGCGUUCGCUUGAGGCAGUUUCAACGUCAUGUGGUCAACUUUCUGAUGUACAUAGUAAGAAAUCAAUAUCAAAGAACGUUAAAAGUUGGCUAAUGGGACUUUUCAACGGCAACGGAAUAAAAUCUAGUAAUAGUUCUUUAAGAAAAGGCGUUAUGAAUGAGUAUAAUAAUUUACAACCAGAAAAAGAGAGUAUUGUUUAAGAAAAAAUUGGAUUUUGGAAAAAUAAAAAAGAAUUGUUUAAAUCAUGUCAGGACCAGAAAGUGAGCAUAUUUUGUCACAUAAUAUAUUGCAACAAAAUGAGGUUAUCAUUCGUUUUUAAUAUAAUUUGAGAAGUAUUUUUCAAAAAUUUCUUUACCGUUAAUUUGAACUCAUUUUUUUUUAUUUCAAACUAUACAAAUUCUUAUAAAUGUGCUGAGCACUCCAACUCUUCAUAUCAUUAUACUAUAAUCCAACAAGUAUUUGUAUCAAAAUCGCAUCUCUUAAUAGACCAGUGAUGUUCGUAAAGUAAGUUUUAUUAAAAAAAAAAAUAGUAGAGAUUUUGCAAUGAAAUUGAUUGCUCAAUAAUCUACAACUCUUACAUUAUUUUUUUACUUAGUUCUCGUGAUUUCCAGGUAUUUGUUACAGUGUGGUAUAUUUUUUUUCAUUGUAUCAUAUACUAGUAUGCCUAUGUGCAGACACGCGCGAUCUCUUUUGCACAAUGUGACGUUACGUUGGAAUCAAAAUGUAAUAAGUAUAAUGUAUGCUAUAAAUCUAUCAAAAAGUUUUAUUUUGAUUCCAAAUGUAGUAUUUGGUGCAAAGACCUAUCAAUAUAUGUAUAUGAUUGCCUACCUGUUCCAUGAAAUAAUAGCGAACUUAUUCAAUUUAAUAAUAUUGUUUCUGAUAUAUUAUGGGUAUAUUUAUUUCUUUGAGCGAAUCUUAUCUAGGUAAAUAAACAUUGUUUUAAACUUAGACACUGCAUUAUAUGGAACUACCCUCUUUGGAAUGAAUGGAACAAAUACGUGCUAAAAUAAAUAACACAUAAAUGGGUGGGCGUAUCGUAUCUAAAUAUUUCUAAUCAGACUGAAACCGUUCUUGUUUAUAAUCCUACAAGUGAGUCUACAACAACAUAAAAUAACUAUAAUUAUUGGAUAAAAAUAGAAAUUAUGUGUAUAAUUUUGUGAUUUGGGACAUUCAUUUACCAUAUUUUAAAUUAAUUUUAUCCUCUCGACCACCAGCAACUCCAACUUUAUGUUAAUGGCCAAGAAAACAUUCUGAUUUCAGCGUGACGUCAUGUCAAAUUUGAGUCACAAUUCAGCUUAAAGUUUCUCUUUUUUUCUUCAAAUUUCAAAUGUUAAGAUAUCCACAUAACCAACAGUGAACUCAAAAUUGCAUCUUGCCGAGUAUAAUGGAACAUUAUCUUACGUUACGAACAUACCUCGUAUAAUUCACUCCACAGUUUUUAUGUUAUAAUGAUUAAUCAUAUUGAUGCUAUUUGACAAGGUUCUAACAAACACGGGUCAACUUUAUGUUUUCUUAUUAUUCAAAUAUACAUAAAGCCCAUUAGGAAGUAUUUUAGUGGGAAUUUUUAGAAUAUUUCAUUUUUAUGUUUGAAAAUAUCUCCUAAUAACCAAAAAUUCGAAUUUAUGAUAUGAGUACCAAUUUACUUUACCUUGGUGUGGUUCAGAAAUUACUUGCAUAUGUCGAUAGAACAACAGCUAACUAUACAGUACAUAGAAAAUUGACCGUAAAAUAUCUAUUAGAUACUAAUUAUCUAUUAAACUUUUUUCAGUAGACGAGAAAAUUUAGUCUGGUCCUAUGAGGCGUGCAUUUAUUUUCUUAUUUUGUGAUGUUCAAUGUGAUCCUGCAUAUACAAAAAUUUAUUGUUAUUUUAUUAUUUCUUUUAUUUUUACAGUCAGAAAAUACUGUUUAUUAAAUGUUUUUUAGCAUUUUAGGUUGUGUUUGUAUUAUUUCAACGAUUUUGCAUUUUAAAAAUUUUCUAUAUUCCAGAAAAAAUGUUUUUAGUAGUUUUAUGUUAAUGUGCAAUAGAAUACAUUUUUAAUUUUUGUUAUACAUAUUUUAUAUGCUGGAUUGUAUAUUUUAUGACCAGUUUACCUAGCUCAAUCCAUUUUUUUUAAAUUUAUAUUAUCUUAUCAGUUCAUGAUCUGAAAUGUAGAAUAUUUCAUACCCCUUUCCUUUGUCUGUUCUUAUCAUGGGCAAAGUUCUGUUUUCUCUGUUGAAUUAGUCAUGACUGUUUUGAACGCUGUAUCUAAUAAUCAAUUAAAUAAAGGACAUGUGGAUAUGGUGUAUUUUUUGUAGCUUCUAAAUGGAUGAAAUUCACUUACUGCGAAUACACGAGUAUGUUGACAAUCAGAAAACCGUCCAUACUUCACUCAACUGUGAAUAAACGGAUCUCCAUCUACAUGUUCAUUAACUCAUGCCAAUCGAGCACCCUUAUGAAUUUGUGUUAAUGGAAAUCUUCUCCAAAUGCUUCAACAUAUUGUUUCAAUUGAAACUGAAAUCUCUUUUACAUGAUGAAAAAAGUACUUUGUGGUUAUCUAUGGUAGUUACAAUCAGAAAACAAUCCUUUAAAGUGGUAGUAACCCUCAGUCAUUCACUUCUUGGUCUUCCGUGUUUCCAAUGGUUCAUAUUGUUUCUUACAAUUAUGUUGUGUUAGAGAUUUGAGCAAAACAAUCCUUUAGGUACUAAUUUUGUUAUCAAGUUUCACUUCAAUAUUUUUUACUUAUUAUUUUGAGUAAGUGGUGGCCAAAAUUUAAAUUAUGUAACUUUCACAAAAUUUUGAGAGAUAUUUUGAAUAGGAACACAUUCCUAGCAUGUGACGAUUAGUUCUUUUUGUAAUUUUUUCAGUUAGUAAUUAUUCUGUUUUUGGAUUUUGAGAUUGGGUAUCUUUUUGUUAAUCAAAAUUGGUAACAAGAAUGAAGUUGUUGUCAGAUGUUGAACAUUUUUAAACUGCAAAUUCGUACAUAUAUAUAAUUUUAUUUAUGAUGCAGGAACUGUCAUAUCAGAUAAGCGCAAUAUCUAUAAAACUGUUGCUAGUACAAUUGAAAAAAUAUAUAUUUUGAAAAAUAUAGAUGUUUUCUACUAAAUAUUUUAUAUGUUAAAAUUUGAAAAAUUAGAGAAUUUUAUAGAGUAGUUUAAAAAGCGAUCCAGCAUACGGAUCAUUAUUUUUGUAUUUUUGUGUUAUGUGUAUAUUAAAAUGAAAAUAGUAUCGUCUACAUUUAGAUUUACAUCUUUAACACUCUUAUUUACCAUAAUGAAUGUCAGUUGUUAAUUUUCGUAGCCUAUAAUAUAAUCUUAAGGUCUACGUCAUUGUGAAAAAAUUCUUUUAAAAUACAGGAUGAUUCAAAAGUCAGUUUAGAAAUAUGAACACUGGAAUUUCAAAGAAAAAAACUAUACCUUUUGUAUCCUCAGUUUUCUAUAUAUUUUCUUGAAUCAGCUUCAAUCACAUUUCCCUUUCAAGAAAGAACUAUUUUGUUUUGUUUGAAUAAAAUUAUUUAGUUAAAAAUCUUUAUUAUAUUUACUUGAAAAUUUAUUCUUCUUCUGUCUCUAAAAUGAAUAGCAAUUAUUUUAUACACGUCGAUAUUUCAUCAGAUAGUAUGUCUCCUUGCAGCUCAUCAGGUUUGAUUUUUAAUUCCUUAAAUUGAUUGACUAUUAUUUUUGUGUGACUACAUUUUAUUCAUCAUUUAUUCACUUUUUAUCUGAUAAAGUUAUUAACCGACUUUUGAACUCUCCUUUACUAAAUGUAUAAAUUAAAUAAUUUUCUUGAAUGUAAUUGCACUUGAGAUGUUACCAUAAAAAAUCAAGUGUCGAUGUUUUUCCAAACUAUUCAUGUGAUUAAUUUUUGUAUUGAGUAAUUUUUAUUGUAGCUGCUGUAAUUGUUAUUUUUGGAAGUGGCAAAUGAACCAAUUGGCGUGAAUUGAUUUGUUUCUGAAGCAUAAAAUGUUUCAAAUACUAAAUAAAAUUUGGUGCUGGAAAUAAGCUAAAAGUGGCUCUAAAUAAAUAUUUUCAUAUUUCCAACUAGUAAUGGAAAUAUGAAGAAAGUAUAUUUUUAUGACAUUUUUAGGAAACUGGAAAGAUAUGUGUAUCAAAUGUUUUUUGUUAUGAAAAAUUUGUUUGUGUUAAUGGCGUAAUUUCCUGGUUGUUCGAAGCAUUUCGUAGACAAUUUUUUUAGUUGACAAUAGACUUUUGAAAAAACACUAGUAGAUUACACGAGGAUUUAGAACAUAGUUAAAAUUUUUGAGAUGUUUUACACUAUGGAUUUCAAGCUGCAUUCAGAAAAAAUUGUUUAUAAUCUUUCAAAUGUGAGAUACUCAUCCACUACUCAGCUAACGGGCUAUUAAUCAUACGUUUUUGGAAAAUCUAAGGUCGUAAACUACGAAAACAAAAACAAUGUAAGGAUCCAUUCAAUAUAUAUAUAUAUAAAAUUAUUAUUCACAGACAUACAUUUAGAGUUGAUGUUUACCAUAUUAAACAAAAAUUAAUAUCAUGUAAUUCAUGAAAUUAAUGGAAUAAAAAUAAUAAAUAUCAUUUAUUUAAUUUUUCUACAACAUAAUUCAUUUUUACAUUUUCUCGUUUUAAAAGUUAUUUAUAUUUUUAAUUUUCAAAAUUUUUUCUAUUUUAUUUAAUGUGAAAAUGUCGUAACUAUAUUGUAUAAGAAACCAAAUUACAAAUAGGUCCGUUUCACGAUCAUUUCGAUUGUGGCAGUGAUGCGUUCUAUAUACAUUUAGCUUUAUUGUUAUCUGUUUGAACGUAAAUUAAAUUGAUAUGAUCACGAAUACUGAAAUCUUUAGAAAUGGUUGGCUUUCUACUAUACGUUUUCUCGGAUGAUUUUUUUUUCAAUACCUCAUACUAGACAAAAAAUCUAAGGCCAUUUUGGUAUGCGAAAUAAUCUAAAGGAUCGUGGUCAUCAACGUUUGCAUUUCUAAUUUUAAUAUACACUUUGUCGAUUGAAACGUCUUCGAUCAUGAUUGGAACUAAAAUUUUCGAAGCAGCGUAUCUACUACUUGUUUGAUUAUGAGCUCUCUGUCUCUAAACCGCUUUGAUGUGUUAUGAGAUAUGACAUUUCUCUUGGAUGUUUUGCAAAUAUUUGCCCUAGGUUUAAGCUUGGUCGAAAUCCUCCUUUGCUUAUCAAAUUGAUCUUAACAAAAUUUCUGGAACUGUUGGUGGUGUUCAUACUGAAGAUACUGUUUAUUGUUACUACUACACCAACACACAAUUAUACUGACAAGGGCUCCUGUAACCAAGUUAUCGUCUUCAGAGUUCAAAGGUAAACUGUUCAAUUUCGCUAUAAAAACACGCAUUAGACAGUGUAGUUGUGAAUGUUGGGGUAGUAGUAACAAUAAACAUUAAUUCAUAUUGAAUUUUAUAUUUUAAAUUUUAAAACAUUUUAAAGCAAACUCCCAAGUUUCCUAACGAAUUUUUUCUGCUAAUAGUAUCAUUGAAAAAUCUAUUUGUAUUUAUGAAUAUAUUUAAAAAUAUUGAUUGGAGAUUGAAUUUUAUAAAUUCACCAAAUAAAGUUUACAAUACAUCUAAUUAGACUUAAUUAAAUUGAUUAAAUAGGAAAUAAAUGACAUUUCCGAAAAAUUUUUUACGCCCUUAGACUCCAGACUCGGCUAUGAAAUAGCAACAUAUAAAUGUACAGUUGUUAUUUAGUGUCAUUGUUUGCAGAAGGUUUUUUGAAGUCAGAAUUGUGUUUGAGGCUGUGAAUAUAUUCUCCAAUUAAUGUAUAUAAAGUAUAAUAUAGUCGUUAAUUUUUAUUUUUGGAAGUACUACCUUCGCACUUUGAAAAUGGAUGUGCCAUUAACUUACAAAGUUAUGUAUUUUAAAUUAAAUUCACAUGUAUAUAUGUUACUGUAGGUACUGUUUGAUAAUAUACAUAUUUAUUUAUUAA